UUUCAAAUAGUUUAAACGCGGUUUAAGGCUUGAUCGACGUUGGUAAAAUCGGAUUUUAAUAACCUAACGCGACUUUAGUUGCGUUGUAUUUGUUCCUUUCUCUGAGACAUUUUAUAACGCGUGAUGGAGAAAUAUCAGCAAAUGAAAGCAUUUAUAUCGGUGGCAGUGGAUUACAACAAACAUCCUAAUGAAAAUGCUACAUCCGAUAUACAAAGAACUCUUGGGGUAAACAUAAAGAUAUAUGGUAAUAAGUGCAUCAUUGGAUCUCAGUAUUUUUGAUCCUGGUACCAGUAUAGCUGCAGAAUUCUAUGUGAGCUUGUAUGAGCUUAUGAAUUCUUUGGGAUCACGGUCUACUUUGAUUUGGAGUGCCAUAGAUGUCCUACAAAAUGCUUGUCGGAAUGUUCCUGCUAGACAAGCCCUUAUUCAUACAUACAAAUUUGCACCAAUAUUGGCAAGGUUAUUAGAGGCAAAUUUGACAACUGAAAAGAGAAUAAGGGUUUUGAAACUACUUCAGGAAUUAACAUAUGGAAUUAAGAUAUCAUGGCAAGAAGCUCAUCUUCCAUAUUUAAUUUCUACAUUAACCCAGUGGAUCGAACAAUCAAAAGAAGAAAAGAUUAUUGCACUUUCCCUAGGAGUACUAGUAAAUCUGUGUUAUAAAAAUCUUCCAGCAGUAUACACAUUGAUGAGAACCAUCAAAACUAAAGAGUUUAUUCGAACAUUACUGAAGCUCCAAGAUCAUGUCAGUACUAGUGUGCAAUGUUGCAAACUCUUGAUUAUACUUGAGCCAACUAAUACAAACAUUUCUGAGAAAUAUAUCCUGGACUUUGUAUCGUUGACUUUUGUCAAUCUCAGGACAGCCAUGAAAGAAAAAGAUAUCUUGUUGUUAAGACAUAUUAUUGACUUCUUCAAUGAUGUUGGGCAAAACGAACAUUCACGAAAUGUGCUAGUUACAUAUUCGAAUUACCAGAAAGAUGUAGAGAAUAUAUUAGCUAUAUUGGAAGAAGAUACAGACCCAGAAUGUGUCGCUCUUAUGAUGGAGUUCUUGUUAUCAUUAGUGAAACUGAAGUUAUCAGCCUUAACACCUUUAUAUCCUAUUUGUAUAAAAUCAGCUAUGACAUGGGUACCUGUGGAACAAGUGUGUUCUAAAGCUUUAGCACUCAUACGAACCGUGAUAAUUGAUUCACGACGCACCAAAACUUCCACUGACGUUCUAGUGGAACUAGAUCCAUCUGUUCUUAUGCUCAUAACAAGUUCAGGAGAUGGAAGUAGGAAUGCGGAGACGGAAGCUAAACAAGCUGAAUUAAUGCAAUUGUUUCAAGAAAUGAUUAAAAAUCCUACACUCAGAAAGAAGAUUAUGCAGUCGUUCAGCGAGCACGAGAUGCGUAGAUUAUUUAGUCACAUGCUAAAUAAUGAUUUUUCUGCCGCUGGAGAUUGGACUGGAAACUUCAUUCAGAACGCUUCCACCAACCUUUACAUUCAUGCAUUAGUCUUAACGGCAGAUUUGGCAGCGAAUCAUUCUAAUUGGUUGACAUUGUAUUCCGAAUUGCUCAGUAGCAAACAAGUACAAAUGAUAAUGGCGUUAGCAUUAUUCACCGGUGACAGCGAAGUGAAGCAGAAAGUUUUGCAGUUAACGUCGUCGGUUGGGUUUCCACAGGAAUGUGUUAGCGCAGUGGCACUUUGCAUGAAGGAAUUAGAACCAUUGAUACUAGUGCAGAGUACCAAUAGCGAUGUAUUGAGAAAUAUUAUGAAUAAGGCACCUCUGAAUUAUACCGGCAACGAAAUGGCACCUUUAUUCUCAAUCGCGCAAGAGGAACGUCUUGAUGCAUGUUUAACCAAACUACAAUUGGCUUUCGAGUUGAAUCAGAUUACAAAUAUUCCGACAUCCGCGAUAAUGGAGUUGUACGAGUAUAAGUUAGCAACAAUGAGACAUUCCGAAAGGGCGAUGCAAUCGAGCUUAGAAGCGGCCAAUAGCCACUCUACCAGUCUCCAGCACAGAGUGGCACAAGUGGUAGCUGAAUCUUGUAGAUUACAUCAACUAUUGUUCGACACCCAACAAUGUUUGGAAGGAACAAAAGCUGAAAGAACUAUAUUAACAGGGAAGCUCAAUGAAAUGGAAGAUCAGUCUAAAAAGGCGCUUUUGAUAAAGAAAAAAGAGAUCGAGUCCUUGAAAAAAAUUGUGGUGGAAAAAUCGGCGAACGUGGAUCUUCUGAAUGAGAGAUUAACGCAACGUACGAGUGAAUUAGAAGUCAGUAACAAUAAAAUUGACAUGUUAAACAGAAGAGUCCAAGAACUAGAUAAUGAACGUUUAACCGCUGAGACGAGAGCUACGGAUAUGAACAACAUGAAUCGUGAAUUAAAUAAAGUUGUGCAGAAGAUGAAGGAUUCUCUCAGUAAAAAAGAACAGAUUUUAGAGAAGAAAAAAGCAGAAAUUGAAACGAAUCAGAGGGAUAUAUCCGCGCUUAAGCAAGAGCUUCAACAGAUGACGCACAUGUUGCAUACAUAUGAGCAAACAAUAUCGGAGAAAGAAGGAAAUAUUUCAAAAAUGAAAGCGGAAUUGACUGACUUGAGCCGUAUGCGAGAUAUGAUCUUCGAGCUUACCGCUAAGAAGAAAGAUGAUUUGAAUUCAAGCUAACAUCUUUUUCACCUUAGGACUUGUACUAAUGUACGCGUUAAAUGCGUAUAUAAAUUUGUAAAUGCAAUUUUAUCUUUUUUUUACUAUUUUCAUAUACAUAUUUAGAUAAAUAAAUAUAUUCAGUAAAUAUUUUAUAUUCAGUCAUAUUUUACAAUCGUCAACAUAUUUUACUCUCGUCAACAUAUAAAAUAAGCAAGCACAUCGAUCAAGUUUGUAUCCUAAUAAAUUUAAUUGUAAUAGCAUAAUGCAUAUUUGAACUGAGAAAUUUAUUAAAGGAAUAGGAAAUGCGAACACUAUAUGAAAAAUUGUAUAUAAACAAUAUUGAUUAUUAUUAUUGUACACUUUUUGGUCAUUGCACAUUAAACAUGAUCAUUAUAUUCAGAUAAAACUUUUGUAUAAUUAUCUGCAUAAGACUAUUCUUACAUUUUUUCUCGUAAAUUAGAACGUAAGUACAUGUACGCAAAAGUUCUCAUGUUCUUAAAAUACUAUAAAAUAGAUUAAAAAUGUAUAAUACGCAUGCAAUGUAUCAUUACGAUUAGCAAUAGUGAUUUUGUCAAUGGCUAAAGUUAUAUUGUAGUGCAUCAAUACUAUGCUUUCAUUAUACUAAGUACGAUUGUUUAUGAUCUCUGCUUGAUUUAUUUCAUAAAUACAUAGAAUAACAUUUCUACAAAUAAUUAUAUAUAUAUAUAUAUAUAUAUUUUUGUUCAAC
Molecule: messenger RNA, 3341 nt
Organism: Odontomachus brunneus
Lineage: Eukaryota; Metazoa; Arthropoda; Insecta; Hymenoptera; Formicidae
Exons: 10
Coding region: 242-2632 (796 amino acids)
Source: RefSeq, a predicted model, not a curated record